AUGGCCGACCAACUGUCUGAAGAGCAAAUUUCUGAGUUCAAGGAGGCGUUCUCCCUUUUCGACAAGGAUGGCGAUGGCACGAUUACCACCAAGGAGCUCGGAACCGUUAUGCGCUCGUUGGGCCAGAACCCCACCGAGGCUGAAUUGCAGGACAUGAUCAACGAGGUCGAUGCGGAUGGAAACGGCACGAUUGACUUCCCCGAGUUCCUUACCAUGAUGGCCCGCAAGAUGCGCGACACCGAUAGUGAGGAGGAGAUCAAGGAGGCGUUCAAGGUCUUCGACAAGGAUGGGAACGGUUAUAUCAGCGCGGCUGAGUUGCGCCAUGUUAUGACCAACCUUGGCGAGAAGUUGUCCGACUCUGAAGUCGAUGAGAUGAUCAGGGAGGCUGAUGUUGAUGGAGACGGCCAAAUCAACUACGAGGAGUUCGUCAAGAUGAUGCUUUCCAAGUAA
Coprinopsis cinerea okayama7#130 is the source of this 450-nucleotide messenger RNA. Its product is annotated as calmodulin. NCBI's taxonomy places the organism in Eukaryota, Fungi, Basidiomycota, Agaricomycetes, Agaricales, Psathyrellaceae. Bases 1 to 450 code for a protein of 149 amino acids. The record is from RefSeq and is a predicted model, not a curated record. Gene Ontology annotation, molecular function: calcium ion binding; enzyme regulator activity. The transcript has 8 exons.